Molecule: messenger RNA, 2040 nt
Organism: Trifolium pratense (red clover)
Lineage: Eukaryota; Viridiplantae; Streptophyta; Magnoliopsida; Fabales; Fabaceae
Exons: 1
Coding region: 255-1787 (510 amino acids)
Source: RefSeq, a predicted model, not a curated record
ACCAUAAGAAAGAUAGCUCUGCUAGGGUUUUGAAACUUUAGUUUCUUCUUCUUCCUCAAGGCCUGCUUCUUCAUCGGUUGCCGAGUCAACCGAGAGUUUAAAGUCCUAAUACGGUCCUCCGGUAACGGAGGGCCUAGUUUGGUUAGGGACCGGUGUUGACAAAGUGAUCGUUUGAUGAAGUCUUGGGCUGCUGAGGAGAGUUUACUGAUCUGCCCUAUAUUGAGUGUUUUCCUGUGUCUGCGUUUUUAAUUAUUAUGUCUGAUAUACCGACUCCUAUGGACGCAUUUGUUUUCAAUGCUGCUCUGCCGCCGCCCCAAAAGCCACCGGAGGGAGGGCGGCAGCCUCACCAACCGAAAAAGAUGUCCUUCAGGGACAUUCUGACUGAAGGUCAAGAGAAAAUCCAAGCUAAAGAGAAAGUAGAUUUGAUCGCAAACGGAUUGAUGAAAGUCACCUUAGAGGAAGGAAAUCGUCUGUUACCAAAGGUAACAAUGGAUGAGAAACUUUUUCAAGAAUUGUGCAAUCCCUGGAAGGAGGCUCUCGUUGUCAAACUAUUGGGAAAGAACGUGGGAUUUAAUAUGAUGAAAGAUCGGCUGCAAAAGCUAUGGAGACUCACUGGGGGAUUCGAAAUCAUGAAUGUAGACAAUGGUUUCUAUAUGGUGAAGUGUGAACUGCUUGCAGAUCGAGAGAAAAUUAUGUCGGCUGGCCCAUGGAUGUUGUUUGAUCAUUAUUUGGCUGUAGCAAGAUGGACUCCUGAUUUUGCCUCUCCACAUGCGAAAGUGGAAAAGACUUUGGUUUGGAUUCGAUUCCCGGGACUUAAUCUUUUGUACUACGAUGAAAGUGUUUUACUGGGAUUGGCUUUGGUGGUUGGCACACCGAUUAAGGUGGACACUAACACGCUUAAGGUGGAACGUGGCCGCUUUGCUAGAGUUUGCGUGGAGAUCGACCUAACUCUACCGGUGGUUGGAAAGGUUAAUGUUAAUGGACAUUGGUAUAAUGUCCAAUAUGAAGGCCUGCAUAUUAUUUGUGGAGGUUGUGGCUGCUAUGGUCAUCAUACCCGCAAUUGUGAAAAAACUCUUGUUAAAAAAGUGUCGGCGUCGGAAAAAACAGUGCAACCUGGUGGCAGACCGGAGAAGGCAACGGUGGUUACAGAACCAAUUAAGGAAAUCAUUGAAGGAAAAUCAGUUAUCGAUGUAGAAAAGGCAACUGAAUCUGAAAUAUUAAAAGAGGUGCAUGGGGAGUGGCUAGUUGUGCAACGUAAAAAGAGGAACAAAAAAGUAAACAAUAGUCAAUCCUCAUCAUUACCUAAUAAUGAGCAACAACAAUCUUUGAAUAAAAAAGGAAAAGAGUUUGUUUCCUCCUUUAAAGGAUCACAUGUCAACCAUCAAGAUGGGGUGGGGACCAGCCAUAUAAACAACAAAAAAAGAAGAUUUGAUAAGAGUGAAAUUAAUGGGGAGACACGCCACCUAAGCUUGAAGGCGGGCCCACGUGAGAAGAAUGAAGCAAGCUCCCUUGCUAGGCAUCACGUGAAUACCAUGCAUGAAAACAUGGUUGGGCCUAACUUCAAAACAAGCCCAAAUCCUCAUGCUUCAAUAGACUUUACUCUUUGCACCCCCGAUGGAAAAAAUAACAAACGCGAUCAGAAGGGCAGCAAAGACCCGCCAGAAAAUAAAGGCAACAUAACCUUUAAUUUUGAUGCUACAGUUCGACCCAUUAACGUGGAAGAAAGUGGUUCCCAAGUUGAGGAACGUGUUCCGGAGUCUCCCAUAGAUUGGGAGCCUUGUAAGUAAGUUGCUCUUGUAACUCUUCUUUGUCUCCAAUUUUGUCAAUGAUGAUAGGAUUCAAAGAAGUUACUCUGCUGUCCUGGAAUAUUUGGGGGGCAGCAAAUAAGAAAGCAAAAAGACAUUUGAUGGAUUUAAUUAGGAAACAUUCACCCACCUUCCUAAUUAUUAUGGAGACUCACACUAGUUUUCAGAAGACUAAACAGUUUUGGAAUAGAGCUGCUUAUGUAGAUGUGCACUGUGUGGAUGCUCGCGGUCAUGC